This is a messenger RNA of Camponotus floridanus (Florida carpenter ant), 3085 nucleotides long. It is a transcript of the gene PPO, whose product is annotated as phenoloxidase 1. The transcript is spliced from 9 exons. NCBI's taxonomy places the organism in Eukaryota, Metazoa, Arthropoda, Insecta, Hymenoptera, Formicidae. The record is from RefSeq and is a predicted model, not a curated record. Gene Ontology annotation, molecular function: oxidoreductase activity. Bases 141 to 2231 code for a protein of 696 amino acids.
AACUCGUUGUGUCUCAGGAACAAUCCUUGUUCUCGCGCUAUCGAGAUAUCAAGCUUCGCUAUCAAUUUCCAGCAUACGCAUCACGUGUUCGCUAAUCUUUUACUUGUCGAAUUAGUUGCUCGCACUUGUUGACAGUCAACAUGUCGGGAAACAAGAAAUCGGAUAUUCUAUACCUGUUUGAUCGACCCGCAGAGCCGGUGUACGUGCCCAAGGGAGAGAACCAAGUCGCUUUUCAAGUACCGGAUAACUAUCUGCCUGAAAAUCGACAAGCGAUGGCUCCUGCGGUGUUUAACCGUUUCGCUGAUGACACCAAGACAAGAGUUCAAGUGAAACAGAUUAGUCUGCCAGAUUUAAGCGUCCCUCUUCAACUUGGACGUCGAGAGCCCUUCUCUCUUUUCAUCCCUAAACAUCGAAAAUUAGCUGCGCGACUUAUUGACAUCUUUUUAGGUAUGCGAACCUACGACGAUUUUCUUUCGGUAUCUGUUUACUGUCGCGAUCGCGUUAAUCCCGAGAUGUUCGUUUACGCUCUCUCCGUGGCGAUCCUGCAUCGUCCCGAUACCAAGGAUUUGCCGAUACCACCGCUGUCGGAAAUUUUCCCGGACAAGUACAUCGACAGCGCGAUAUUUGCCAGAGCAAGGGAGGAAGCCAACAUUGCACCAACUGGCUCCAGGUUGCCCAUCGAAAUUCCGCGAGAUUAUACCGCGUCGGAUCUCGACGAGGAGCAUCGCGUGGCUUACUGGAGAGAAGACAUCGGGCUCAAUCUUCAUCACUGGCACUGGCAUCUGGUCUAUCCAUUCGAGACUGACAUAAGGAUUGUUAACAAGGAUCGACGUGGCGAGCUAUUCUAUUAUAUGCACCAUCAGAUCCAAGCUAGAUACAAUUGCGAACGUCUGUGCAACCGAUUGGGUCGGGUGAAGCGUUUCCACAAUUGGCGCGAGCCGAUCCCGGAGGGUUACUUCUCCAAGUUGGAUUCGUUGGUGGCCAGUCGCACCUGGCCGGCCCGUCCGGCCGGUGCCGUCCUCAAGGAUAUCAACCGUCCCGUGGAUCAACUCAGUUUCGAUCUUCAAGAUCUGGAGAGAUGGCGCGAUCGCAUCUACGAAGCCAUUCACACCGGCGCUUACAUCAACCCCCGAGGCGAGAGGGUGCCUUUGACCGAGUUUGGCGGCGUGGACGUGCUCGGUAAUAUUAUGGAGGCCAGCAUUCUGUCGCCCAAUCAAAAUGUCUACGGGGAUCUUCAUAAUCUCGGUCACGUUGCUAUUUCUUACUGUCAUGAUCCGGAUCAUCGCUACUUGGAAACUUUCAGCAUCAUGGGAGAACCGGCCACCGCUAUGAGAGAUCCCAUCUUCUACAGAUUCCACGCUUUCGUCGACGAUGUAUUCCUGGAGCACAAGAAUACACUUCCCGAGUACAGCCUACAGCAGUUGGACUUUCCCGGCGUGGAAAUCACGGACAUAGGAGUGCAGACUCCGAAUCAACCGGAAAAUCUUCUCGCUACUUUCUGGAACAAGAGCGACGUCGAUUUAUCCCGCGGUCUCGAUUUUACACCGCGCGGUCCGAUUCUUGCUAGAUUCACUCAUCUGAAUCACGCCGAUUUCACAUACAAAAUCACUGCCAACAAUCGCAAUAACGCACCGCGCCGAGGAACCGUUCGUAUAUUCAUGGCCCCCAGACAGGACGAACGUGGACUGCCUUACGUCUUUAGAGAUCAGAAGGAGCUCAUGAUGGAAAUGGAUAAAUUCACUGUGCUAUUGAAACCAGGACAGAAUACUAUCGAACGUAAAUCAACGGAGUCCUCGGUAACUAUACCGUUCGAAAGGACAUUCCGCAAUCUCGAAGAGAACAGACCGAUCGGCGGCGAUAGUCUGGAACAGUUCAACUUUUGCGGGUGCGGCUGGCCGCAGUACAUGCUGAUACCUAAGGGAAAGGAGGAGGGAUUCCCAAUGGACCUCUUCAUCAUGAUAUCCGAUUACACCGGUGACGCGGUGGAGCAGCCCGAAUCAAGGGAUGGAUGCAGGGACGCCGUGAGCUACUGCGGUCUGCGGGACCGCAAGUAUCCGGACGCGCGACCCAUGGGUUAUCCGUUCGAUCGCAGAGCUCGAGUUGGCGUCGAGACUCUGCCCCAAUUCCUCACCGGUAAUAUGGCGGUCACGCAGAUCACUAUCCGCCACACGGACACUGUGCUACCGCGAAUGCGAUCCGGAAGCAUGAGCAACACCCUCACCUUCGCCUGAAUCUGAUGAUUGACCGACCGACCGACCCACGGAGCACUCUCAUGUACCUCCGCCGAGAAUUCCGUCACCUCCGAUCUUCGCCGCAUUCCCGCGAUCCUGCAAUAUCCGUCGGAGAUCGCGACUGAUUGCGGGGGAGGAAGGGGGCAGGAAGGGGUGCAAGAGACAUGGUUCUAUCUAGUCUAUAUCCUUGGACGAUGAAUGCCGGAAUGACGGGACGAGAGUGAACGAGAAAAGCCGGAGGUUGGACGACACGCUAUUUCCAUAUUUUCAAGACGCAGGAUUAUUCGGAGAAUCUUUUCUUGACGCAGGAACGCACAAUCUUGUACAAGAAUAAUUGCUCUCUAAACGCGAAAUUGAUUCUCCCUCGAAAAACGAUAUUUCACUUUAGUUGUGUUCAUGUUGUAAAACAUAGCGUUACUCUCCUAUUUUGCCGCAAUUUUUUUUUCAUGCGUACUUAGUUUCUUUUUAGUUAUUUUAGCAUACAUUUAUAUAAAUAUAGCGCUUUGUAUCUGCGUAGCUUACAGUUAUAUUUGCGUACUUCUCUUAUAUUUUAAUUUUAAUUUUAUAAAUGUUUUUCUAUUACGCGAAUCAAUUCUAUUUGAAUCUUUCUCUCGAACGAUUCUGUAGAGAUUGUUAUAUUUACGAUUUCACAAUUUACACGUCUACGAACAAUAAGUACCGCUUAACAAAUGUAUCUUUGCGUAAAAACGGGAACAAAGACAUGCCUCGGACGCCCAAGCGAAGCUUUUCCUGUCUUCUUUCUCUCGUUUCACCCGCAUUACGGAAACUAGAUUGUAGGAAGCAGCAAAUGUAAAAAGCAAAAAAAGAUAAAAAUAAAGUCUAUGCAAAUUAGA